Messenger RNA from Amoebophrya sp. A25, 755 nucleotides. NCBI's taxonomy places the organism in Eukaryota, Dinophyceae, Syndiniales, Amoebophryaceae. The record is from the annotation of a GenBank genome assembly.
GCCCCGAAUGGGUUCAGUCGAUGACUGCCAUCGCAGAGCGAGGAUCUGUUUGCUCUGCGGUGCGUCCUCCGUAUCCAACCCUCCAGAGUCGGCAACAGUAAAGGCGGAGAUCUUUAACGACGUCGCCGCUCAGCAGAUCCGACGCCUCAGGGCUGUGACGACGGAGACUCAACUUGCGCAGGCCUAUGGUCUCCCUAUUGCCUGUCACGUCGCUCAGGUCGAAACGGUGUGGACAGCCUGGCACGAUGCGAAUAUCAAUUCAGCACCUGACCACUACCACCGCGAAGCUGCUGGCACCGUGAAGACGUUACUCUGGGACUAUGGUGCUCUCGUCCACAAAGAGGGUGGCUGGGCAAUGUUCUUCCAUCGUAUGCUCUUACGGAUAACAGGCGGGCGCGAUCUGCCUCGUGAAGAGAACAAGACCGCGGCCACCUUGCCGCCUAGCCCGUUCUAUGGUCAGAACCGACGCUGGCACCCUUACCAGGAACCAGACCACAGCAGCAGUAGCAGCGUCAAGGAAGUCAAGAAGGGGAACGACAAGAGGAAAAACGCCAAAGGUGACAAGAGCAACAGCAAAGCCAAGGGUGGCAAGGGUAAGCCGGACGCAACCAAAGGAGACAGCGGCAAGGACGCAGCAGCCAAAGGCGACAGGGGUAAGCUAGGCGACAAGGGAGACAAAGGCAAAGGAAAGGAAGGGAAGCCGGUGGGCAAAGGAAGGGGGCCACUACCACCACAGCCGCACAGCCACCAGCCGC